AAUUUAGACUUUGUAGAACCGGGAAAGCGAGAGGAGAGAGAAUGAUAGAGGGUGCGGUGAAAUAAUAUCGGAGAGAGAAAGUAUCUGAUGCUGGAAGAGUGAGACAGUGUGUAACACGGGAGGAGAGUGACAGAGACUGAGAAAGAGUGAGAGAGAAGGGUAGAAGGAGUGAACGAUAGUGGGUGAGAAAGAGUGAGUGUGUGAGAGAGCGAUUGAUAGUGAGAGGGGAAAUAGGAGAGGGAGAGUGAUCGACUGAGUGACAGUGAGGAGUGGGAGAGGGAGGGGUAGUGACUCAGUGUGCGGGGUGGAGGAGGAGGAGGAAGCGGUAGUGAGUGGUCGCGGGCGGAGUCGAACCGAACCGAAGUUGGUGUUGGGACAACUGGAGGGGCUGGAGCCGCUCUGAGUUCACUGCCCGGCUGCGGCGGGACUCUCGGAGGUCAGGAUGGUGGCGGGCGGCAGGCGGAGGGCUGCGGUCGGCGGAGCUCCGGAACUCAGUUACUGGGAUCACGAGCCCACUGAUUACACUUUGAACGAGGAAGAACAGCGAUGCCAGUACUUGGUCAAGCUCCUCGAGAACUGCCUGUCCAGGGCUAAAAAAACGAAGCUGCACUGCUCUGAAGUUCUGGUUCCUGAGAGAAUGAUCAGCAAGAUAGCCAGGGGCAUGCUCUGCCUUGCCUCCAGCGAGCCUUGUGGGCUGCGUGGAUCCGUCGUCUACGUGAUGGUGGAGAUCGAGAGCAUGUGCAGAAAGCUAGACCGCAUUGUUUAUGACUCCACUGUUGUUCCAACUUUUGAAUUGACUUUGAUUCUUAAGGAGGACGGCAGCAUAUGGCCUGUUCUCCGAGAUUUCUUUUUCAUUGGUACCUGUUUUACCCCUGGGUUCAGGCAAGCACUGAAACUCAGUCCCGGGUUUCGCUUGAUUAAAAAGAAGCUGUACUCUUCGUCUUCAACUGGGACUGUGAUUGAAUGUUAACCCUGGUCUAACACUGAGUGGCAGCUUUACCUCACCACCAUCACCACUUUAUUCUGCGGCAAUUUAACAUCAGUGUUGCCAAUUUAGAUAGAAAUUGUUAUUACUCACUUUUUAUUGUGUGCCCUGGUUGUCAACUUGGUAAUGGCCACUGGGGUUUGAUAUUGGCUUUGGAGCUGAAGUGCCAAACACUUAGAGAUCUUCUUUGUUAUGGUUGAUCUCUCACCUUGAUGGACAGGUCAUUACAAGAUUCAGUAAAAACUCUAAUCUGAGAUGAUAAUCAUAGAGUACUAGAGUACAGAAACAGGCCCUUCAGCCCAUCUAGUCCAUGUCAGCCUGGUCUUCUACCUAGCCCUAUCUACCUGCAUCCAGAUCAUAGCCCUCCAUCCCUCUCUCAUCCAUGGACCUACACAAUCUUUUCUCGAAUGUUGUAAUUGACCUCACAUCCACCACUUCUGCCGGCAGUUCGUCCACACUCACACCACCCUCUGGGUGAAGAAGAUUUGCCCCUUCUCCAAUUCCCCUUAAAAUAUUUCUCUUUUCACCCUAAACCUAUGACCUCUAGUUCUAAUCUCACCCAUCCUGAGGGACAAAAGGCCUACAUGCAUUCACCCUAUCUAUACCAUCAUAAUUUUAAAAUCUCCUCUCAUUCUCCUGUGCUCCGGGAAAUAAAGCCCUAAUCUAUUCAGCCUUCCCCUACGUGGAGCAGAGAAUUGCCGGUCUGUUUUGGUGAAAGAUGGUGCUCCCUGGGAUACUGGGAGAACUUGCUGCUGAGGUAAUGUUGUGGGAUUGUUGCACUGAACCACUUCACCCAGAGCUCUGCUUUAUCAGCUCUUCCUACCACCUGCCCCAGUAGUAGCUCCAACUUGUGUCAGCGCUAAUGCGAAGGAACCGGUGUGGGUUGAGUUACCAGAGACUUGAGCCCGUUGUUCUGGCACUGACAAGAGCCAUGUGAUAAGCCAAGCAGGUUGUGACUGGGAAUCAGGCUACCUGCACUGAAAAGCUCCUGAAGGUCAACAAAGUGCCAAAGCUGGAAAUCUGAAAUAGAAACACAAAUUGUUGCAAACACUCCAGAGAUGCCGUCUGACCUGCUUAGUGUUUCCAGAACUUGCGGCUUUCAGAAGAUCUUGUCUGGCUUCACAAUCUUGGGUUCAACUUGCUUCCAAAUGUGCUGAAUAACUCUGGGAUAUAUGACUUGCCCUGUCUUGGAAUUUUCCGUAGAGAAGCUGGUUCAUGUAAAACCAGGUUCUACGGUCACUGGGUAUGGCUUUGUACUGGUUAUGGAUGUGAAUAUAUUGAAAACUGAAGACAUGACUAUUUAGAUAAUGGCCUGAUGUUUACAGACUGCAUGUGGUUAAUGCUCUGAGGUUUUGGGCUAACUAACACAAGGGGCGGGGAUAGUGAUGCAGUGUUAAAGAUGGGACUCUCAUUCACAUGACUAUCAUUUGCCUUUUGUAGUGCACAUGCUGCUGGCUGGUGUUGACAAUUUCGAUGAUCAGUACCUUCUAAUUUCUGAUACUGGACUCAAAAACUGGGCAUACACACUGUAGUAAUAUGGUCAUCAAAAGAAAAUGUUCCUUUUGGAGAAAACCUUGGACAAUAAAUCAGAUUUUUAU
This is a messenger RNA of Mobula hypostoma (lesser devil ray), 2583 nucleotides long. Its product is annotated as DNA damage-inducible transcript 4-like protein. Gene Ontology annotation, biological process: negative regulation of signal transduction. The record is from RefSeq and is a predicted model, not a curated record. The coding region runs from base 443 to 970 and encodes 175 amino acids. NCBI's taxonomy places the organism in Eukaryota, Metazoa, Chordata, Chondrichthyes, Myliobatiformes, Myliobatidae. Gene Ontology annotation, cellular component: cytoplasm. The transcript has 2 exons.